CCUCACCAACAGCAUCCCUCUUCUCCGAGCACUUAGCUUGGCUAUCGAUUAUCCAUGCCCUCUACAUGAUUAUAAUUUGCUUGCAAACGACCAAUGAGUCAUCCGGGAACCGAUGCGACAGCCGCCGAUUCAGGCCUCGGCCACGAGGUGCAGCCGACAAGAUGCGCCGCUUCUACCCGACCGAGUGCGCCAGACCUCCAACCAUGGACCGCAACACGUUGCCACCGCCUCCUCCGCCAGCUCCAGUCACGGCUAGCCCGGCUGAGGAAGCUCGCCCCCGAUGAGGGCCCUGCCUCCUGCCAGGAAUCGAAACGAUCGAGUCAGGCCGAUGCCAAGUCUGCGACUGCGAAACGCGUCAAGCUCACGUACGCUGGCCGCAAGCGGCACGAGGACACCGGUACAGAGGACUCAAAGCCCCUUGUUGCACUUUGCACUCCUAAACGACCAGUCCGCACGCUGGGAGCGAUGAAAAUGAUCAAAUCCUCCCCUGCGUCUGGGCAGGUGGACAUUCCGUCUCCGAUCUGGCGCCGAAUCAGUGACCCCACAGACACGCCCAGGCGAGCACAAAGCAAUCAGGUGGAUAUCUCCGAAUUUAUAUCUAGUGCUCCCGCGGGAACUGUCCUGUCAGACGUCACGGCGGACCUCCGUCCAUUGGCAGCAGCCCUGGGAGCAGAGAAAUACCGUAUCUAUCAUGCCAUCCUUGGCUGGCUCAACACUUUGCUGCUGUCAACAGUGCCUCGAGGCCGAGAGCCGGCGCCAAACUCGCUUCUCGCAAUGUGUUUGCGAAAAAUCCCCUGCUGCGUAGCCGACAUCGAAUGUUACGAACGAGACGUGGCAAAGCAACAGGGACGUCAGUCGAUGUGGGAUGCAUCUAAUGUAUCGUUUGAGCUUUACGGUCAGCUCGAGACUCUCGGGUCAGCCACAGGCGGUUGGCGCCCAUUGAAGCUGGCGAUUAGGGCCCACGGGCUGUCGCUUCUUUGCCAGGCCGUUGCGGAGGAGGUUUUCGAUCCAAUAUACGUCGCUCUCCUCAUCCGACUUUGCGCGCGACUAGGGUGUACUGAAGGGGUGCAUAAACUUGCAACUUCGUCAAAAGUCAUUCUACCUGAACCACGCACAAUGCUAAGCGGUCUCGCCGAAGAUAAGCACCUCUUGCCUCUUCGUGAACUCGUUGGCUUCGACGCAAAAAGAGCAAUAUGCCGAGCAGCGAUGGCCUCUGUGUCAAGUUUGGCGCAGAAAGAUCGCUUACCAACGAGGUGGUUGUCUACGCGUGUAUUUUCGGGCCUUUGGGCAUCGAACUUGGAAUUGAUAUCAUCGACCACUUCCGGCGCAGCAGCUAUGGCCUUUUCCACGGCCUGUUUACCCCUGAUGAUUCUGGACAACGACAGCGCAGCGGAAGGUCAACCAAUGGAGGCAGAACAGAGACUUGCAAGUGUGGUUGCAGGAAUGGUGGCCACCUUGCUCGCUCUGUCAGAGGCCAGCCAUGAUGACCCUCGGGCGUCGAGGCACCAACGAGCUGAACGGCGCGUACGAUACCUUUUGGACUGUUGCUUCCAUCAGGUAUGCCGCCGCAAGCGUGGGCGAGUCGGGCGGGACAGCGGGGCAUUCAUGCUGGUGCUGGCACGGUACAUUGUGUUCGCAACUGGGCCUCAAGCCAGUUCCAUCUUUGCCCAGGAAGCACGGCGUGAUCUCGUGUCACUGGCGGCCACGCCGAAAAGCGUCGAAGGGUCGCAAUCGCGAUACCGUCAGACCAUUCUGCUAUUGUGCUCCAUCGCUCAAUACCGCGGUCGAAGCCGCGCCAUCUCCAGCAGAGACUGCGUCGCGGACAUAUCCAGACAGUUGAGUGAGCUGAAUCUUGGGGAUAGCUUCGAUCACGACUUGCAAAAGGAUGUCGCAUUUCUGUUGGCACAACGGACCAAAGACCUGCGAGACCUCGCAUUCGCCGAGAGGUUGAAAGGGGCGAGGAACCCGAGCGGAGGCAAUGCAAUGUUCUCCGGCUGGCGGUGGGAGGAGGGCAUCAGCGAGUGGGUUCUCCCGGAUAGUGACGAGGACCAGGUCGAAGAGAAGCCGCGGGAGGCCUUGAGGCAACUGCGCAACCGUUCCUGUUCCAACAGCCAAAGCACGAGGGCGUCGGCGCCUAUGGAGAUGAGUACAUCGCGGCGUAAGAGACGGAGCGAUGGUGGUGCUCGCUAUGCGCUAUGUGCCGGGAAGGAGAACGGCGGCGACGACAUGGACUUGCCAGGUGCAUCGCUGUAUGGCGAUGAGUCGGCCCCGGUAGCAAAACGGUUGCGGACACGCCCGGCACGCUCUGGCUUGCUGCGGCUGCUGCCUUCGGAAGAUGAUUGGGAUGAUUUGCUAUAAGCGACCAGCAACCGAACCGGGACUCGGUCACAUUGGACGGAUUAUUUUCAAGCUUAUGGAUGCAUCUUCUACAAGUCCUAUACUGCACUACGGAACAAUAUUUACGUAAAGUAUCAUUGUUCUUUCCCCC
Messenger RNA from Purpureocillium takamizusanense, 2488 nucleotides. RefSeq lists its product as uncharacterized. The record is from RefSeq and is a predicted model, not a curated record. Bases 94 to 2358 code for a protein of 754 amino acids. The transcript has a single exon. NCBI's taxonomy places the organism in Eukaryota, Fungi, Ascomycota, Sordariomycetes, Hypocreales, Ophiocordycipitaceae.